AUGAGUCAAGGGACUGCUUCUGAGCAGUCUCCGCCCGCCUCUCCAGAGGUCGGGGCUUCUUCUUCGAAUCCCGCACCUUCCCUCUCCCGACCCGCUCCCAUGAACCCGCUCGAGAUCGACGUGGAGCAGCGCGCCACUGCUCUUGGAGAGGACCUCGGCAUCCAGAUUCCCCAGCGUGGCGCCGAGCUCCUUUCGACCGUCUCCAGCAUUGCCUCCCGACCUGGUGGCAUCCUGCCGGUUGCCCGGAGAUUCGCGCCGGUGCUCCUCGACAUUGUUGUGCGAUGGCUUGAUAGCGCAGACGACGUUGGUGACAGGCUGGCUGCGCUUUCAGAGCUGGCAGAGCCGCGUCCUGAUCUCUGGCCUGUCAUCACCUCGUACCUUGAGGCUAACGUCCCCACUUCUCCCCUUUCCCUUGUCGACGCUGAGACGUCUGAUCACCAGCUUCAGCGUAUUCUCCUCGCCUACUACCGCCUCCUCAUUGCCGACCCCGCCCUGGCGAAGCGGUUAGACUGGCCGACUGCUCCGCUGCACGCGCUCCGCAGCCAUGCCGACAUUGCCGUCCGCUUCCAUGCGAUCCAGGUUCUCAGCAAGCUGCGUGGAUGGAGUGAGACGAAGCGUUCCGAGAUGCUUGCCUCAUGUGUUGGAGACGAGAACACCGUUGUCAACGUGCUGUUCGGAUACCACGUGCGAAAUGGCAACGUCGAGGCCGAGUUCGUUGACGGCUGGAUGUUGCCCGUCCUCGAGGAGCGGAGAGUCAAGGAGUUCGGCCGGGACGCCCAGGAGGAGAAGGAAGAGUCUUCCCUCACCGAGGCUGACCUUUCGCCGCGCUCCGCCCUCGUCGGCAACAAGCUCUUCCUUCGACACCCUCCCCCGCAGAACACUCGGCAACAGGUCGGCCAGAUUCACGUCCCGACAGUCGCCAUGGACAGUGCGAUUGAAGCUAUCGCGCCGCACCUCUCAAGAUGUGUUCCUGUUCUUAUCACCGCGCCGCCGUCAGCCGGUAAGACGCAUAUCGUCCAGCACCUCAGUACGACCCUCUACCCCUCCCAGCUUCCCACCAGCCGCAUCCUCACGAUUCCCCUUGCCGACACCACGAUCGACGUCAAGUCUCUCAUCGGCACAUACGUUUCGAGCCCGACGAAACCGGGUACGUUCGAGUGGAUGGAGGGCGCUCUCGCCAAGGCCGUUCGUGCCGGUCGCUGGGUCGUGUUCGAAGACAUCGACAAGGCGUCUCUCGAGAUGCUUGUGACGAUUUCCGGUAUCACGAAAUCGCUGCACCUGGGACGUAUCGGACGACGUGCCGCCCUCCAGGUCCCCGGACGUGAGGACAUCGAGGCUGGUGACGGCUUCGCCGUUUUCGCCACUCGUACUAUCCGCUCUGAUGCCCACACUCCACCAACAUUCUUCGGCCACCAGGACUUCGCUGAGGUGCACCUCACUCCCCCGACGGACGAGGACAUCCUGGCCAUCCUGUCGGCGCAGUUCCCGCGUCUUCCUUCCAACGUCACACGUGCUCUUGUUGGUGUGUGGCACGACCUGCGUCCGCUGGCGAAGACGAGUGGUCAGGUCAAGGCUCGCGACAUCGGCUUGCGUGAUCUGGAGAAGUGGUGUGCUCGUGUCGAGCGAGCGCUUCCUCCAGCUGCGUCGCUUGCCGCUCUUGAGUCGUCUGGGGCCGGCGCUUUCGGAAAUGCUGUGUUCCAGGACGAGGUCUUCCUCGAGGCUGCCGACAUCUUCCUUGCGUCUCUUGACAACCGCGCUGGCUCCGCUGAGAAGCGAGCAAAGAUGGUCGCCGCCAUUGCUGACGGUAUCGGCAUGGAGCUUGACCGCGCCGUCUCGCUCAUUGACACGAGGAAGCCGCGGCUCGAGGCCGAGAAGGGAGCCUCGCAGAUCCACGUUGGCCGCUACAGCCUCGACGCUGCGUCAACAAAGAAGCGCAAGACGGACGAUGACCGACCCUACGCCCUGACUCGUCCUUCCCUCGUCACUCUCGAGCGUAUCGCCGCCGCUGUCGCGCUCGCUGAGCCGACCCUUCUGGUCGGUGAGACCGGUACUGGAAAGACGACCAGCGUGCAGCAUCUCGCGAACAUGGUCGGCAAGCCGCUAACGGCUCUCAACCUGUCGACGCAGACCGAGACUUCUGACCUGGUUGGUGGCUUCAAGCCGAUCGACGCGAUGGCAGCCGCGCGCACCCUGCACGCCCGAUGGCAGAAGCUGUUCACCGAGACGUUCAGCGUCAGCAAGGCGCAGAACGGCACCUACCUCGAGAUGGCUGCGAAGGCGCUGUCGGCUCGCAAGUGGCAACGUUGCGCGGAGCUCUGGGCCAACUCGGCGCGUCGUGCGGUGGACAAGCUGAACAAGUCCAAGGAGGAGCCGAAGGAUGACGACCCCCGGAAGCGUCGCAAGCUUGCCAACAAGACGGCCCGUGCUGCCGUUCUGUGGCAGAGCCUCCUGGUCGACAUCGCUGAGUUCGACCUGCACCACGUCAAGAUGAAGAGCAAGCUUGUCUUCUCCUUCGUCGAAGGCCCGCUCGUUAAGGCACUCCGCAACGGCGAGUGGAUUCUGCUUGACGAAGUCAACCUUGCGUCUCAGGAGACGCUCGAGGCUGUCGCUACUAUCCUCGAGGCGUCCACUGCGUCUCUCGUCCUCACCGAGCGUGGUGACGUUGAGCCCAUUCCUCGCCACCCAGACUUCCGCCUUUUCGCGUGUAUGAACCCAGCCACGGAUGUCGGCAAGAAGGAUCUCCCGCCAGGACUCCGCGCACGCUUUACCGAGCUUUACGUUCCGCCGCCUGAUGACGAUCGCGAAGCUCUUAUCGCCAUUGUUGAGGGAUACUUGGGUGACGCUGCUGCGGGCGACCGUGGCGUUGUCCUUGACGUCGUGGAACUCUACGCCACCCUCAAGCGUCUCAGUGCAGCGAAGGAGAUCGUUGACGGCUCCAACGCCGCGCCGCAUUACAGCAUGCGUACGCUCGCUCGUGCGCUGAUGUUUGCGGUCCAGUCGGCGCCGAUCUUCGGUCUUCGCCGCGGUCUCUGGGAAGGUUGUCUGAUGGCGUUCACGAUGAGUCUCGACGCUGAGAGCGCAAAGAAGGCGCACGCGGUCCUUGAGAAGCACAUCCUCGUGCCCAUGAAGAACGCGAAGGCUGUCCUCGCCCAGAUCCCAACGCUGCCGCCCAAUCUCGACGCCGAUGACUACGUCCGCUUCGGUCCCUUCUGGCUCGAGCGCGGCCCCAUGCCUCCUGCCGGCGAGAGCAGGUAUAUCAUCACGCCUUCCGUGCAGGCCAAGCUGUCCGAUCUUGCCCGUGUUAUCCUCACCAAGCGCUAUCCUGUCCUCAUCCAGGGUCCUACUUCGGCUGGUAAAACGAGUGCCGUCGAGUUCCUUGCCCGCCAGACUGGUCACCGCUUCGUGCGUAUCAACAACCACGAGCACACCGACAUCCAGGAGUACCUCGGUACCUACGUCACGGAUCCUCAGACUGGCAACCUCACCUUCCAGGAAGGCCUCCUGGUUACUGCCGUCCGCCAGGGACACUGGAUUGUGCUCGACGAGCUGAACCUGGCGCCCACUGAUGUGCUUGAGGCGCUUAACCGUCUGCUCGACGAUAACCGUGAGCUCGUCAUCCCCGAGACGCAGGAGGUCAUCAAGCCGCACCCGAACUUCAUCCUGUUCGCCACGCAGAACCCGCCCGGUCUCUAUGCGGGUCGUAAGGUGCUGUCUCGCGCGUUCCGUAACCGUUUCCUUGAGGUCCACUUUGACGAUGUGCCCAAGGACGAGCUGGAGACGAUCUUGUGCCAGCGCUGUGCGAUUGCGCCGACCUACGCAAAGCGCAUCGUGCAGGUCUUCGAGGAGCUUCGUCACCGCCGCCAGGCGAGCCGUGUUUUUGAGUCGAAGAGCUCCUUCGCUACCCUUCGUGAUCUGUUCCGAUGGGCUGAGCGUGGCGCUGUCGGCUACGACCAGCUCGCAACUGACGGUUACAUGCUCCUCGCUGAACGCGCGCGCAGCGACGAGGACAAGGCGGUCAUCCGCGAAGUCAUCGAAAAGGUUAUGAAGGUCAAGGUCGACGUUGACGCCAUUUACCGCAUUUUUGACCCUGAGAAUGUCAUGUUCAAGCGUCUGCCGUUUGACAGCGUGCCCGAGUCUGGCAUGGUGUGGACAAAGGCCAUGCAGCGUCUGUUUGCGCUCGUUGCUACUGCGGCUGCACACGACGAACCCGUCCUGCUUGUUGGUGAGACGGGAUGCGGUAAGACCUCCGUUUGUGAGGUCCUCGCUGCCGCCUUCGCACAGAAGCUUGUCGGCAUCAACUGUCACCAGAACAUGGAGACGGCUGACCUGCUCGGUUCUCAGCGCCCCGUGCGUAACCGCCACGAACGUCGUGCAAAGGUCCUCGCUCGCCUCGCCGAGCUGGAGGUUCCCGUUAGCGCCGACGCCUCUGACGACGACCUGCUUAACGCGGUCAACGCUGCGCUCAAGAUUGCGCCGAACGAUGCCACCAAGGCGGCCCUUCGUGGUGUUCAGCGAGAGGUCAAGAAGCUCUCGGCCCUUUUCGAGUGGGUCGAUGGUCCUCUCAUCCACGCCAUGGUCGACGGCGACCUCCUGCUUCUCGACGAAGUGUCGCUGGCAGACGACUCUGUGCUCGAGCGUCUCAAUUCGGUUCUCGAGCCUGGACGCACCCUUGUUCUCGCCGAGAAGGGUGGCGUCGACAUCGAUGACGCCACUAUCGUCGCCAACCCCCGGUUCCAUGUUGUCGCGACCAUGAACCCUGGUGGUGACUUCGGUAAGAAGGAGCUGUCCCCUGCGCUCCGUAACCGUUUCACCGAGAUCUGGGUUCCCGCUCUCGGAAACAGGGACGACCUGCUCCAGAUCAUUGCCCAGAGCUGGAAGCACGACGAACUUCAUCCCGCCGGUCCCCUCAUCCUCGACUUCAUGAACUGGUUUGGAGAGCGCAUCGGGGACUCGUCCGGUCUUGGUCUUCGUGACAUUUUGAUGUUCGGACAGGGCACGCUUGGUGUCGCUGCCGCGUUCCACCAUGGUGGUCAGAUGGUUUUCGUCGACGGUCUCGAGUCACUCCCGCAGGUUGCUGGUUCUUCGCUCGCCAACAUUGCUACUCUGCGCGCGGAGUGCAUGGCGCAUCUCGACACUAUGGCUGCUACGCUUGGUGACUACCACACCGCGAGCAGCACCGAAUUCAUCAUCACCCCCAACAAGGUCUCGAUUGGCGGCUUCACCGUGCCCCGCGGCCCGUAUGCGACCGACUCUAUGGACCAGGCGUUCCGCUUCGAGGCGCCCUCGACAGCUCUCAAUGCCAUGCGUGUCCUCCGCGGUUGCCAGCUGCCGAAGGCCAUUCUGCUCGAAGGCUCUCCGGGUGUCGGAAAGACCUCGCUCGUCUCCGCCCUUGCCAAGGCUGCCGGGUUCAAGCUGCAGCGUAUCAACCUGUCGGACCAGACCGACCUCAUCGAUCUUUUCGGUUCCGACCUGCCCGUCGAGGGUGGUGCGGCUGGUGAGUUCCAGUGGCGCGACGCCGCUUUCCUGGACGCGAUGCAGAAGGGCGACUGGGUUCUGCUCGACGAAAUGAACCUCGCCUCGCAGACCGUGCUUGAGGGCCUGAACGCUGUGCUCGACCACCGUGGAACCGUCUAUAUCCCGGAACUCGGCCGCUCCUUCGACCGCCACCCCGACUUCCGAGUCUUUGCGGCCCAGAACCCGCUCACGCAGGGUGGUGGACGUAAGGGUCUGCCCAAGUCCUUCCUGAACCGUUUCACGAAGGUCUACCUGCAGGAGCACACGCCUGACGACCUGCUCCUGAUCUGUCGCUCGAUCCACGACGAGCCUGAGAUCGUGCAGAAGAUGAUCGCGUUCAACGAGGAGAUCCGCGAAGGUACCAUGGUUACCCGUACGAUUGGUCGUGAGGGUAGCCCUUGGGAGUUCAACCUGCGUGACUUGUUCCGAUGGUUCGGUCUUGUCGCCAAGCGCAACGGACUCGAGAUGUCGCAGCACCCCGUCGAGCACCUCGCGACUGUGUACCUGCAGCGCUUCCGCAAUGCCGCAGACCGUGCAGCCGUCGCAUCCAUCUUUGAGCGUGUCUUCGGCAUCAACCCAGAGUUCUCUCGCCCUGCGGCCAUGAUCACGCCUAAGUGGCUCCAGAUCGGACACUCUGCCGUCCCCCGUGCCAGCUCGGCUGCGGUCGACAUCAAUGUCCCCCACCACCAGCUUCCUCUCGCCGAGAGCAUUCUCAAGGCGAUCGAGAUGGGCUGGCUCGUCAUCCUCGCGGGUGACAACGGCCGCGGUAAGCGUGACCUCCUGCGUGCCAUCGCUGCUGGUGCUGGUACCACGCUGGGCGAGUUCGCGAUGCACCCUGGUAUCGACACCAGUGAGAUCCUCGGCACCUUCGAGCAGCAGGACCGCUUCCGCGCUCUCGACAAUGCUACCAAGGCCAUCAAGGCGUCCCUUGAGGCUACCGCCGACUCGCACCCUGGUGCCGCUUCGCGCAUCGCUGAGAUCACCGAAGCUCGUGCUCGCUGCAACGACCCUCGUGCUCUCGAUGCACCUGAUAUCUUCCUUACCACGGCUCAGGGCAUCCUCGCUGACCUCAGCGCCGCUGGAGCAGACACCGAUACUAUCGUCGCUGCUCUUGGUGAUGUUGAGCGUACGCCCGGCUCCGCCACUGGUUUCGCAUGGGUCGACGGCGCUCUCCUCGAUGCCAUCCGCAAUGGUGGCUGGUUCCUCGUUUCCGACGCGAACCUCUGUUCCGCCUCGGUUCUCGACCGUCUCAACUCGCUCUGUGAGAUUGACGGUGUCCUCGUUAUGAGCGAGAAAGGAAGUGCCAGUGGCACGCCUGAGGUCAUCACGCCCCACAAGGACUUCCGUCUGUUCAUGACGUACGACCCUCGUAUGGGCGAGCUCUCGCGUGCUAUGCGUAAUCGUGGUGUCGAGCUGUACGUUGAUGCUCCUGAAGCGGGAUCUGAGGUCGUCACCAUCACCUCGCAGCCGAGUGAGACUUUUGCGCUGUCGGAGAGCUCUCUCCUGCGUGCGGCUGAGCGCAUGAACGCCAGCUAUGAGUCUGAUCUUUCGACCCCUGCGUUCGUCGCCAACCUCAUCGCCUCCGAGAGCCGCAGUGGUUACAACCUCCUGCGCCACUUUGCCUACGGCUCCGGAUCCCUUGACCGUGCGGUGGCUUUCAUGGGCCACCCGCAGAUCGCGUCUGUGCUUCAAGCCUCGGCGCAGUUCCUUGCCGAACGCGGGAUUGACGCCUCUCUCAUUGAGGCUCUCCCCUUCGACGCUGCGACGGACCCGAACACUGGCGCUGUCGACUUCAUAAUUUUCCGCGUUCUGCAAAUUGUCCUUCGCAACGCGGCUCAGCGCGCCGAUGUCGACGCCUGGAUCCUAGACCCGACCAACAACAAGAGCAUCCUUGCUGCUUCGGCUGCAGCUGCUCGUCGCGGAUCCAGCCGCCGCAAGGCUACGAUCGGUGACGAAAUCUACCCGUUCCUGAACCUCGCUCGCGAGAGUUUGCCAGAGCUCGUGCUGGAGAACAUCGCUGACCCCGCUGCUCUCCAUGCCGCUGAGGCAACUCUUCUCCUCCUUCGUCUUGUUGAGGAGCACUCCAAGACGGAUACCUUCGACUAUUCGUCCAUCCAACUUCUGGCCGGCUGGCUCAGCGAGCAGCUUACCCGUCUCAAUGCCACCAAGGCACAGCAGGCUGUCGCCAGCCUCGCCAAGACGACCCAGAUCACCAAGGGUCUCGGCCAGGCGGCCCUGUGGACUCUCUUCCGUUCUGGCCAGCUCCCGGCUGACAAGCGCCAGCAGCUCGCUGCUCUUGCUGAGCGUCUCGAUGGCGUCACAGACACUAGGCUUAAGCUCGAUGCUGUCCAGGCGCUGUCCACUGCGGCGCACAACCUCACCGACGAGGUCAUCGCGGAGCUGUCCGCGCUGAUCGACACGCUUCCCAUGAAGCCCGUCGACCUCGAGUCGACUGCCGCCGACACUCCUUGGACCAAUGCUAGCGUCGCGCGCGUCAUCGAACUCGACCUCCUCGACGCUGGUCGUGCCACUUGGGACUCGCCGACGCUCGCCCUCCUCGCGAGCGCUGCUGACGCUCGUCCCACUGACCUUCUGGAGCUGCAGAGCACUACCUUCACUGCUCUGUCUGGCUGGCUUCUCCGUCUCUGGCAGCCCGGAAGCCCCGCCAAGCUUUUCCAGCCCGUCCAGCUUCCCGCUGCUCUCCGCUUCAGCCGCACUGCUGGUACGCCUCUCGCCCAGAUCGACGCCAUGGACGAUGCUCUUGCGUUCUCUACCCGUACCCUUCUCUGGUCCGCCGGCAGAAACGAUGACCGUGCCGACCACUCGUGGACCCUGGCUCUCCGCGUGCUGACUCUCGUUCUCGGUGCCUUCGGUGUCACGGUCAUCGAUGGUCACCUUCAGCGCCCCGAGAUCUUCGAGACGCAGGCCGACGAGACUGCCUUUGAGUACUUGGAGAAGUCUUUCGGCGAGCACCUCGCCAAGCCCCUGGCGCAACCGAAGACGCUCUCCACCGUUGGUAAGAUCUGGUAUGGUCUCGGCCGCUUCGUCCUCGACAUGUUCGUGACGAACGUCCCCAUCGACCCUGGAGUCAGGCGUGUCUUGCUCGGCGAGUCGAUCGCGGCUCAGCUCGAGCACGUUACCGAGGAGCUCAAGGUUAUCCGCCAUGCCGAGGAGGUCCAGAAGGGUAUUGCCGACUCGGCCCGCGUCGCCGAUCUUGAAACCCGGGUCUCCAACCUUGAAGCGGAAGAGGCUGGUCUUGGUCCUCGGAUCGAUCGCGAGGUCAACGCCGCCCGUCUUGGACAUCUCUUCAACGAGGUCUUCUCAUUCUUCGAUGACAUCUUCAGCACCAUGGCUAUUGAUUCGCUCCUCUCCGCAAUCGCCAGCAACAACAAGGCGGCUCUCGCGCGAGAGGAUGCGUUCCAGCUUGCGUCCAUGGCCUUCGUCCAGCGUCUCUCCACUGGUUACACCGACUUGGAAGAUCUCGCACGCCCCAUCGCCACUGCCGUGCUUUGCGCAAAGUUCGGUGUUCGCUUGCUCGCUCGCGACCUUGAACUUCAGACUACCCAACCUUCGAAGGUUGUCGAGCCGGUUGUAUCCUUCCCGACUGUCGCUGGAUACGAUGAGCUCCAGAACCUGCCCGCCGGUGGCAAGGAGCCCAGCGUUGCCAGCAUGCGGGCCGAUCUCCUCGUUGCGCUCUCCCACGCCCAGGAGGCUGCCACUACCGAGCAACGUAUCGCCCACAUCCCCGGCGUUGUCUCUGGUCUCGACCGCCUCUACGCUGCAUGGAGUGCGAUCCGCCUCCGUGAGCAGCAGGAGCAGCAGGAGGCUGAGAGUCUGUUCCGUGUUCGCAAGACCGACAUCGAGGUUCUCUCUGACGAGGAGUUGAUGGAGAAGGAGUUCGCUGCCCUCUUCCCUUCUUUCGCCGAUGUCAUGGACGACGACGAGCCUGAGAAGCCGGUCGAGGAGGAAAAGCCCUCCGCCAACAAGGUCAAGUUCUCUUCCGCGCAGAUCUCAGCGUUCCACAAGAUCGUUGUCGGUGCCUUUGGCGAGAAGCCAGACACCGUCGCGUCUACCCUGAAGCAGACGGUGGACGAGAUCCUCGACUCGCUGCGUGCUAGCGAGUUCCGCGAGAACCUCGACUCCAAGUCGCUUGCGUUCCAGACGCAAACUCUCCACCACCGCCACGCGGAGAUCCGCACCUCGAGCGCGCAGAACAACUUUUACUUCUCGCCCAACGAGUGUGAGGUGCGCAAGGCUUACGUGAUUCUCGAGAAACUUCGUGCCCGUCUUGACGUUCUGGUUGGAGAGUGGCGCGACCAGAUGGUCCUCCAGCACAUCCGCGAACGUGUUCUCCGCGUGCUCAACCUCGACGUGCGCUCGCCCGUCGCUAAGGUGCUCGCUGCGCUUGAGCAACUUCUGCUCCACACUGACGACUGGGAGCCGUACGCGAACCGCGAGAACAGCCUCAAGAGCUACCAGCAUGAGAUGUCGAACCUGAUCGUGGCUUGGCGUCGUCUCGAGCUUUCGGCAUGGGUUCGUCUCCUCGAUGACCAAAUGGUUGAGUACGUCGCAAAGGACGACGAGUUUACCCUCCGCUUGUACGGUGCCUUCGUGCAUGGCAUUGUCGACUCGGACGACCCCGACAAGUACCUUGCGACAGUCCAGCCCGUGCUCUCCGAGUACCUGAACAUGAGCACGCUCGGCGCUUAUGAGCACCGCCUUUCCGUGCUCUCUGCGUUCCAGCGCAUGACCGAGGAGCUUGGCAAGAGCGAGGCACCUGCUGCGGAUUCGCUGGCGAAGGUUGCUGCGCUCCUGCACAACGUUAUCGGUAACGCAAAGCUUUUUGUGCCCCGCAUUCGCACCAGCCUCGAGCAGCAGCGCAAGGUUAUCGACAAGGCCGUCAAGGACUUCGUCAAGCUUGCCUCCUGGAAGGACAUUAACGUCUUCGCUCUCAAGGCGAGUGCCGCCAAGAGCCACAAGCAGCUGCACAAGAAUAUUCGCAAGUUCCGCGAGGUGCUCAUGCAGCCGGUCGCUCCCAUCCUCGGUGACCCGAAUGCGAUCUGUCCGCAGGAGACUGUCGGCGGCGAGGUUCAGGCCCACACUGGCCACUUCGAAGUCUCCUCGAUCAGCUCCGCUGCUCUGGACGCCCGUAAAGCGGUCAAGGCCGCUGUCCCCGCCAUCCUCGCGGAUCUGCCAACGACUCUUGCCCGCUAUUCUGCAGUUCAGGAGAAAGCUCGCGCUGCGAUGACUCAAACCGAGUCUUCUCAGAUGGAGGGUCUUGCCACCGACAUCAUUGAGACCGCCGAACACUUGCGUAAGCAGACGCCUGCCUUCCUGACGAAGGAGAACACCAAGGUCGUCAACAACUUGACCAGCCGCAAGCGCAAAGCAUUCUCCGACCUCCUCAAGACCCUUCGAGCCUGUGGCUUCUCACAGUCCGUCCCCGCCGACAAGCUUCAGCGCCAGCAGUCGACGACUUGGAUCUCGGGUCUGCCAUCGCUGGAGGUCUCCGACCUGCCCGCUGCGUUCGACACCCAGACGCUCGCCAAGGUUGAGGAGUACCACCAUCGUCAGUCCGUUCUCAUGACGGCUAUGCGUGCAGCUUUCAAUGGUCACAGCCCCGACAUUGCUUCGCAGGAUCUCGGUCGCGCCAUGGGAUACGUCGAGUCACUAUACGCGGCAUGUCUCGGCGAGCACUCUGUCCUGGCGGCUCAGCUUCGACAGCUCUCCCGCCUUGCGGCCACUGUACGCCGCUUGCACCACGUUGCGCACGCGCAGAGCGUUGCUGGCGGUGAGGCACUCCUUGAGGCUUUGAGCCAGGCCGAGCUUAACGCCUGCCGCAUCCGAGAUGCUCUCCGCGAGGUCGAGGUCACGGUUCGCGCCUUCCGAGAGCUGCAGCACACUCAGCCGGGCACCCACGACCUGAGUGUCGUACACGAGUUCCGCCAGGAGGUCACCCUUCUUGUUGCUGCGCUUGAGAACGCCCUCAGCUCUGCUCGUGCCGCCGACUGGACGCUGCUUGGUCAGGACGAGGCUGCGCUCGUCGACAAGACCAACAACAUGCUCUCACGUCUCCAGGCGGCUUGCGAGGCCCGCGCCCAGGCUACGCCGGAGCUCGCCCACCUCUUUACGCCCGUUGCGGAGAUGGCGCGCGGCAUGGUCAACGCCGUCAAGGUGAAGUCAGCCAAGCUUCCGGCGGCUGUAUGGAAGGAGUCUGACGAGCUCAUCCAGGUUAUCCUGGUUGCUGCUCAGGGUAUUGACAUGUCUCCCCCCGCCGCUCGCGGCGACGAUGAGUACGCCAACCUGCCCCAGGCUUUCUCCCGCCAGAACAAGUCUGCGGCUUCGCUCCGUGUUGGUGCCGUCAUCGAGCGUCUCAACGCUUUUUCGCAGAACGUUGUCAGCAAGCUUUCUGGCAAGGAGGCUACCGACGCUCCAGCCGUCUUUGCUCGCGUCCCGCCCUUCAUCCAGUCGCUCGCUGAGACGUACGCUUCCACCAUCGGGUCGCACCUCGUUUCGACCAAGUCCAUCUACAAGUUGACCUACGUUGUCGGCCGUGUUGUCCUCGACAUUGCCCAGAAGGGCUUCUGCAAGCCGCAGGAGGAAUCGAAGGACGAUGGUGAGGAUGGCGACGAGGGCGAGAUCGAGGGCACGGGCAUGGGAGCCGGUAGCGGCGACAAGAACGUGUCUUCCGAGAUCAAGGAUGAGAGCCAGGUUGAAGGUCUCCAGGGCGAAGACGAGGAGGAGCAGGACCAGCAAGGUGGUGACGACGAUGACGACGACGACGCGGUCUCGAUGGAGAACGACUUCGACGGCAAGCUCGAAGAUGGCAAGGAGAAGGAGGAUGGUGACGAGAGCGGCGAUGACGAGGACGAGGAGGAGCUCGACGACCACGUUGGUGAUGUCGACCCCCUCGACCCCGGCGCCGUCGAUGAGAAGUUUUGGGACAACGAGAAGGAAGAAGGCGGCGAAGAGGAGAACGAGGGCCGUGAGGACCUCAUGAACCAGAAGAACGAAGAGGAGAGCGGCGAAGCCGAGCUCAGUGCCAAGGAUGGAGCGAAGGAGGACAAGAAGAAGGACAAGGACGAGAAGAAGGAAGAAAAGGAGCAGGAGGCGAACGACACCCAGCAUGACGAUACCCCGCAGGUUGAGCAGGGCGAAGGCCAGGACGGUGAGGACGGCGAAGAGGCCGAGGAGUUCGAGGAGCACGAAGACCCCGAAGGAGAGGCCGAGGGCCAGGAUCCCGACAAUGAGGGACCUGACAUGCAGCAGCAAGACAACGUGGCUGCUGAGGAGGGCGACAAGCUCGACCUGCCCGAAGACCUCGAGCUGGACGGUGAUGAGGAGGAGGGUAACGACGAGACCGAGGCGUUCGACGAUGAAGACAUCGACAUGGGUGAGCCUGAGGGCCCCGAAGACAACGGCGUCACCUCUGACCACGGCGAGGAGGAGGAGGAUGCACCUGCCGCUACUGGCGUCACGGAGGAAGACGCCGCUGAGGAGCAGGAAGAGUCCGCCAACCAGAACCUCGAUAUGUCUGCCUCCAACGACGCUACUCCCCAGGAGUCAGCCGCCGCUGGUCAAGGCCAGGGUGCGGCGGACAAGGAGGAGGCGAAGGAGAAGGGCGAGGAUGAGGAGAUGGAAGGCGUCGAUGAAGAGGCUGCCGAGGCUGAAGAGGAAGCUGAGGCUGACGGUGCCACCCAGAGCGCUCCUCAGGGCGCUGGUGGCGCUGAUGAGCAGGAGACCACUGGUCCUACCGACUCCACUGGCGCGGCUAUGCCGGACCAGGGCAUGGAGAAGGAGCGCUCGCUCGGUGACAUCAUGGAGGAGAUCAAGCGCCGUCGUGACGAGAUCCUGGCUCAAACCGAGCGUGAAGAGGAGUCUACGAAUCAGGACGCGCAGGAACAAGCUCCUGGUCAGGUGGAGUACGUCCACGAAGGCCAAGAGGACGAGGGCCAGGCUCUCGGCGCUGCCCGCGAGGAGCAGCAGAAGCUCGAAGACCUGCACAUUGUCGACGAGGAAGAAGGAGAGACCGACAAGCCACCCGCAAUGGAGGACGACGCCGAGCCCGAGGACGCCGACAUGGAGUCUGCGCCGCAGGCUCAGCAACCCGAUGCCUCCGUUCAACGGGACAAGCAGGCCGCCGACAAUGACAUGCCCACCGAGAAGGCCCUCACUCAGGCCGAAAUUGGCGGCAGUGCGCCUAUGCCCUCCGACGCCAUGGACGUUGAUGGCGAGGGUGGUGAUCUUGCGGACAAGAUGCCCGAGGAUGAGGAACCGGAGGAUGCCGCUGAGGUCGACCUCACCAUCGCUGCACCCACCGAGGACGAUGGCGCCGAGGACCUCUGGCGCCAGUACGCAAGCCUGACGUCUGACCUCUCGUACGCUCUUUGCGAGCAGCUCCGUCUCAUCCUGGAGCCCACCCUCGCUACUCGUUUGCAGGGUGACUUCCGCACCGGCAAGCGCCUCAACAUGCGCAAGAUCAUUCCCUACAUCGCCUCCGAGUACACCAAGGACAAGAUCUGGCUGAGGCGUACCAAGCCCUCGCGCCGCGAGUACCAGGUGCUUCUGUCGCUUGACGACUCGCGCUCCAUGGCUGAGUCGCAUUCAGUGCAUCUCGCGUACCAGACCCUCGCCCUCGUCUCGCAGGCUCUCACUAAGCUCGAAGUUGGUCAGGUCUCGAUCGCUCGUUUCGGCGAGGGUGUCGACAUUCUCCACGACUUCGGCUCUGCCUUCAGUGAUGCCGACGGUGCCAAGGUUAUGCGUGCGUUCAAGUUCGACCAGCACCGCACGGACGUCGCUGCGCUUGUCGAGCGCACUCUAGCCUACCUUGCCGAGAGCCGUCAGAAGCAGGCAUCCAACUCUGCGCCCGACCUCUGGCAGCUCCAGAUCAUCAUCUCGGACGGAGUGUGCCAGGACCACGCGCGCCUUCGCACUCUCCUUCGCCGCGCCAUCGAGGAGCGUGUAAUGAUUGUCUUCCUCAUCGUCGACCAGCUCGGCGCCGAGCCCGGAUCCGUUCCUGCUUCCGCCCCUGCGUCUGCGCCCGCUUCUGGUGCCUCGACCCCCGCGCCACAGCACAAGCCGAGCAUCCUCUCGAUGCAGACCGUCAACUACACAAACGUCAACGGCGAGAUGAAGCUCGAGAUGCAGCGCUACCUCGACACGUUCCCGUUCGAGUUCUACGUCGUGCUCCGGGACGUGGAGGCGCUCCCCGGUGUACUGGCUGACACGCUGCGCCAGUGGAUGGCCCGUGUUAGCCAAUCUCAGGACAUGGACAACGACUACUACUCGCUGACGGCGAUUCUGGCCGAGAACCACAAACUACCCUGCACCUUCACGCUCGACGUUCCGGAACUCGGAUAUCUGGAAGGGACGGAGCGAGACCUCAAGGCGGGAACGAAAGUGGAACUGCCGCUCUGGCUUGCGCAAACGUUGAGUUUGAACGAACUCACAACAUUCUCCGUUCCUCCAGCCUACGGACCGCGAGUACGCGCGGCACUGAAGGCGUCGGCGCCGGCCGUGAAACUGUCUUCCUUUGUCGGAGCAGGCGGAUGGUGGUACCGCUUCGGCGCAAGGAUUGCCAGUAUGUGGGACAACGGCGACUCGUUGCUCGACAUGCUUCUGGGCGCGUUCGUCCACCGACUCCCACCAUUGCAGGACCUGGCAGCACACCACGCGUCCUCGGAAGGAUCGAUGGAGCACGGGGCUGGCACGGGCGAAUCGUUCCAGAGCGGUAUGGAGGCGGACGAGCGUGAACAGAGUGGCGCGCUCGUCAAGGCGUGGUAUGACUCGACGUGGGGCAAGCGCACGCAGAAGUAG
This is a messenger RNA of Trichosporon asahii var. asahii CBS 2479, 15330 nucleotides long. Its product is annotated as midasin. The transcript is spliced from 9 exons. Gene Ontology annotation, biological process: ribosomal large subunit assembly; rRNA processing. Gene Ontology annotation, cellular component: nucleus; preribosome, large subunit precursor. Lineage: Eukaryota; Fungi; Basidiomycota; Tremellomycetes; Trichosporonales; Trichosporonaceae. Bases 1 to 15330 code for a protein of 5109 amino acids. The record is from RefSeq and is a predicted model, not a curated record. Gene Ontology annotation, molecular function: ATP binding; ATP hydrolysis activity.